AUGCCGCCGGAUCGUACAGAGAAGAAGAAUAGUGUUGCGAAAGCUGCUCCUUCCCGCCGUCUCGCAGCCUUCGGCUUCAUACCUGCCCCGAAAGAGGAGGUCGUAGCCGCAGCGGCCCGGGUAAAGCCUUCAGUUCCAGAACCUCGUCUUCCCGGGCCUCUAGUCGUAUCACGACCCGCUGAAGACCAAGAAGUUCAAGAAGACCAAGAAGUACAAGAGGCGCCGAAGCCAAAACCUCGUCUUCCUAAGCCUGUCGUCAAAGGAGCAAAACGUGCCUCCUUCAAAGACUCCAGAUACGACUGGGAUGGCAAGUACCACAAAAUCAUUGGAACAUCGACACGAAAGAUCAUCCUUGAAAGAGCCUUCAAACUGGCAGAUAAUCACAUUGAAGACAUCCUCUUCCUGGGUCCCAAAGUCUGCGACUCACUGACAGAAAUUCAUUUUGAAUACUUGGAUAAUGACUACGACGCUCAUAACGACUCAUUUCUAAAUUUGACAACAGCCUGCCUCCUGACGGACGAGGGUAUCAAACGCCUCGCUAGAGGCUGCAGAAACUUGAAGAAAAUCUUUUUACCCGAGUCUGAAGGUUCCAACAUGGCUGAUCAAGGCCUGAUCCAUCUUCUUACCUUCUGUCCAGAUAUCACCAAUCUAGAAUUCUCCGGUUCUGGCGUUACCGAGAUCGCUUUCCAACAAAUGGCCGCUCACUCAGAUUUGGCCCCGAACUUGAAGAAACUACACCUUAGCGACCAAUCUUCGAAGAAGAAUUAUAUGCGUAGCAUGCGAGAUUUUGGAAGGACUCGACCAACACUACCAAUUGAGCUGGUUCGCCUUUCGAGUUAUAAGAAGCACGAUUCAUGGUACAUGGAGACUAGUCACACCACGUACACGAAUGGUAGAAAGGUGUCUACUAGUCUCCCAACCAUCAGCUGAGCUACGUUCAGGCGGGCCAGGCCACGGUUACUUCCUUCGUCCAUUUAAUUUUCUUUGGGUGGACAGCCUCUUCAAGUCAGCUAGUCAUCUGGCAUACCGUAUAUUCUCAAGUCUACAGUACUUUCCAAGAACGUGUCACUCCAAAAGCUUUCUGUCUGGAAAGCGUACUCAUCCCUUUUCAAAUCACUAUCGGAUA
This is a messenger RNA of Alternaria rosae, 1126 nucleotides long. RefSeq lists its product as uncharacterized. The transcript is spliced from 4 exons. The coding region runs from base 1 to 930 and encodes 309 amino acids. The record is from RefSeq and is a predicted model, not a curated record. Lineage: Eukaryota; Fungi; Ascomycota; Dothideomycetes; Pleosporales; Pleosporaceae.